AUGUCCUUUCAAUCUCCCGUCUCAACAUGCUCGACUGUGAUCCCAUCCCUUGGAAAGCUAGACGGCUUCCAAUAUGCCAAUGGCGUCCAGCAAUACUGCGGCAUUCCCUAUGCCACUCUGCCCAAGAGAUGGACUCGGUCAUCAUUGAAGAGCUCCUGGACAGACAGUUACCAUGACGGGAGAAAGCUCGGAAACGACUGUCCCCGUCCGAUCAUCGAAGGAGACGACGCAGACGAUCUCGUCCCUGUUCCUCCAGCUCCUCAUUUUCUAGAUAUGCCUAAGACGAACGAACUGUCUGGACUAGUCAUGAACAUCGUCCUUCCUCAUGCUCCUGGCUCGCAACGUUUUCCCGUGUUUGUAUACGUACACGGGGGCUCGCUUCUCUACGGAGGCGCCAACCUGCCCAUUUUCGACGCGGUUAAUCUCGUCUCUCACAGCAUCCACAUCGGCAAGCCCAUCAUCUGUGUAAGUUUCAACUACCGAGUCGGACUGGGUGGUUUCCUUGCCAGCGAGGCCAUACGCAAUGAACUGCGCCGAGACGGCCAUCAUGGCUGCGGAAAUUUCGGCUUCACCGACCAACAAGUCGCGUUUGAAUGGGUUCAACGCUACAUAUCCAGUCUAGGUGGCGACCCGGAGCAAGUUACUGCAGUAGGCGAGUCCGCCGGAGGUAUCUCGAUCAGCAACCAAAUGGCCGCAGCGCAGCCGCCGCGUUUUCGUCGAGCAGUCUGCAUGUCUGGACUGUCGGUGUCGAUUCCGGCGUGGGCCAUGGAGGAGCAUGAGAAGUUGUUUCGAGCCGUUUGUCGACACUUUGGAGUUGAUGUUUCGCGGGAAGAUGUCUUGGAUUGUUUGAGGCAGGUCCCACAGCAGGAACUGGCUAAUGCAACGAGCGUUAUUCAAGGCGUUCCUUCGGGGACGGGAAACCCUUGUCUGGAUGGGUGGUUCUAUGCGCAGGAUCCACGCGAGAUUCAAGAGCCUCCUAAUUGGGUUGAGUCGUUUAUGCUAGGAGAUACAUACCAUGAAGGGGUGAUCUUUCAUCUGAAUCUCUUGGGAGAUACAUAUGACUUUAUCCGAAAGACUCUUCGAGAACAUAUCCAGAACGACGAAGACACGGAUUGGAUCCUUAGUGCCUAUGAUAUCUCGGCAGAUCUAUCGCACAAAGCUCUUCUCAAUCGUGUGGAGCACAUGUGCGGCGAUGCAAUCUUCAAGAUUCCUAACUACGCAACAGCAUUGGCUAGUCAGAAUCUGAGCAGCCAGAACGCCGUGUUCGGAUACCAUUUUGACCAGCGAUCCCGGCUGAAGAACGCUUUUGAGGGAACUGCAUACCAUGCUCAUGAACUACUUUACCUUUUCAGGAACUUGGAUAAUGAGCUAUCCACCGAGGAAAGUGAGAUGGGGAAAGAAUUUGCUAGUGCAUGGGUCUUGUUCUGUUACGGAGAGUGUCCUUGGGAGACAUCACAUGGAAAGUGGAAAGUUUGGGGACCAGAUUGCUCUCGGCAGCUGAAGAGUGAGGAUGAGGAUGAAAAUAUCCGCUCGUAUAGUCGCAUGCAACAAGUUCUCGCUAGGGGAAGUGGUAAGACAUGGAAAAGGUGGCUUAGCGGAGUGGAUGCGCUGGUUAAUAAGCGCAUGAACAUGGGCAUGACAGGAUGAUCCACCAAUAGAACCA
This is a messenger RNA of Aspergillus melleus, 1663 nucleotides long. RefSeq lists its product as uncharacterized. The transcript has 2 exons. NCBI's taxonomy places the organism in Eukaryota, Fungi, Ascomycota, Eurotiomycetes, Eurotiales, Aspergillaceae. The record is from RefSeq and is a predicted model, not a curated record. Bases 1 to 1647 code for a protein of 548 amino acids.